GCUUAGAGGUGGGUCUUAGUGAAAGCCUCUAAAGCCCAACCCAACAAUUGUGCAGGCCCGUUAUAUUCGGUUCGUUCUUCUGGCUGGAAUCUAAUCAUCGGCGCCAUUCGUCAAUAUAUAGGCCACGUGGACAAAUUCCAUGCCACAGAGAAGAGAAACCACCAGAGAGAUUAUUUCUUUCUUCACUUCCCUUUCAUUUCCCCAAACAAAACGGAAGAAAAAGAAAAAGGAUCAUCUACCCGCUGAAAAUCCAGUCUUUCUUCCUCCUCCUUCCCUUCAACCGUUUUCUCCUUUGGGUUCCCUCCACCACGCCAUGCGAACCCUCGUAAUCAACUUGCGCCACCUCCCAUCUCCGCCCUGCGUCGCCGCCUCCAAUCUCCACCACCACUUCUCUACUUCUUCUUCACCGUCCACCUCUUCUUCCACUACCUUCCUCUGCCGCACUAAGCGCUUCCACUUCUUAUCCCCUUGCUCGUCCCUGAAGCAGACGCGCAAGAAGCAGCAGCAGAAGAAUGGAGCUCCUCCUCAGAGCUUGCGGUGGUUCUUGAACUCGAAGGGCGACGAUGACGACGAGGGAGGAGGUGGGAAGAAGGUUGUUAAGGGCGACGGCGGGGACGGAGGAGGUGGGUUGGAAGGGGAUACGGCGAUGAAAGGGACGAUUCUUGCUGGGGUUUUGCUUGUGGGUGUCGUUGGUGGGUUCGGGACUGUUGGGUAUGUUUACAGGGAUCAAAUCAAUGCGUUCUUGAAUCAGUUCUCUGGGUUUAUUGAAGGUUAUGGACCAGCUGGAUAUGCUUUGUUUGUGGCAGUAUAUGCAGGAUUGGAGAUUCUUGCAAUUCCGGCAAUCCCAUUGACGAUGUCGGCUGGUCUUCUUUUCGGAUCUCUUAUUGGCACCAUCAUAGUCUCAAUAAGUGGAACAGUUGCAGCAAGCAUUGCUUUUCUAAUUGCUAGGUAUUUUGCCCGUGAGAGAAUCCUAAAACUUGUUGAAGGAAAUAAGAAGUUUCUUGCAAUCGACAAGGCAAUUGGCGAAAAUGGCUUCAGAGUUGUCACGCUUCUUCGAUUGAGCCCUUUGCUCCCGUUCUCCCUUGGAAAUUACUUGUAUGGAUUGACAUCAGUCAAGUUUGUGCCGUAUGUUAUGGGGAGCUGGCUUGGGAUGCUUCCAGGCACAUGGGCUUACGUGAGCGCUGGUGCAUUUGGUCGCGCUAUAAUUCAAGAAGAAACUGAGAUUGGGUUGACUGGAGGAGGAAAUUACGGUCAGCUAUUGACACUUGGGCUGGGAUUGCUUGCAACAGCAUUGGCUGCAGCUUAUGUAACACGGCUCGCCAAGGAUGCUGUCAAAGAUAUUGACGACUGAGAUUUCAGUGUUAAGAGUUGCUGCAGAAGAUACCGAGCAAGGAGGAUGAACGAAACUAGACAGUUAAAGAUAUUGACGACUGAGAUUUCAGUGUUAAGAGUUGCUGCAGAAAGUAGAUGGGAAGUUGUGAAUCACUACUGAUACCUUCCCUGAAUUCAUGUAAAGAUCUCAAUUGUAUAAUUUUGGUUCCUUAUGGCUUCAAUGGAACUGUGGAAGGAGUAGUUAAACGAACGGCCAAGUUGUAUAGAUGAGAGUUCACAUUUGGUUCCUAAUCCCAUAACCUUUUUUGCUGCUACCACUUCCCUCUAUUGUUCCCUUUCCUUAUUCUUUGCCUUGAGAGAUACUUGCUGCCUAAGAUAAGUUUUCAGGAAGAGAUCGAAUUCAAUCCAAACCAAUUUCUGACUUCCAAGGCCAUCAAUUGCAAGUUGACAAUUGCAAUAUGUGUCAUUUCCAAUGAUCCAAACUCAGAAUGGAGCCAAACAGUCUGACCCUCUAAAGUCAAUUUUUUUUUCUUCUGAAAUGGUGACUUACUCAUGGUGUUCCCCAAAGGGCAGUCUAUUAAACUUUUGAACUACCCUACAAUGACAUAUUAUGGUACAUUGCAUGUGCUAUCUGCACCUUGAUUUCACAAAAGAACUGAUAUAUACUAUAGGUAGGUAGUAUAAUAUAAAGAUUGGAUUUUU
This is a messenger RNA of Linum trigynum, 2034 nucleotides long. Lineage: Eukaryota; Viridiplantae; Streptophyta; Magnoliopsida; Malpighiales; Linaceae. The record is from the annotation of a GenBank genome assembly.